AUGACGUCAGGGCGUAGUAAUACACGGCGCGAGCGCAUGGCGAGCGGAGUCCAUCCGCGGAGCUGCUGCGCGAGAGACUGGGAACUGCUUUCGAUUGUUGGCGGGCGCCGCCAUCUUGGUCAGUGAGCCUGCGAGUGGCCUGUACGUCUCCGUGGUGCGGUGUGGCUGCGUUGUUUAGUUUUCGGGCGUUUGUUUGCCGAACGCGGUUAUUCCGAGCGCGCGACUCUCCCCCGCGUGGGCCCCUCGUUAUCCGUUUAACCCGUGAGAUCCACGCGCGUCCGAGAUGUCGGAACGGGAGGACAACGUUUACAAGGCGAAACUGGCCGAGCAAGCGGAACGCUACGACGAGAUGGUCGAGGCGAUGAAGAAGGUGGCCUCGCUGGAUGUAGAGCUCACCGUUGAAGAAAGGAACCUCCUCUCGGUAGCGUACAAAAAUGUGAUCGGAGCGAGGAGAGCCUCCUGGAGAAUAAUCUCGAGCAUCGAGCAGAAGGAGGAAAACAAGGGUGCCGAGGGAAAACUAGAGAUGAUCCGCCAAUACCGAUCUCAAGUGGAAAAAGAGCUCAGGGAUAUUUGCGCCGAUAUCCUCGGCGUUUUGGAUAAGCAUCUGAUACCAUGCGCCUCUACGGGAGAAUCUAAAGUCUUCUAUUAUAAAAUGAAAGGUGAUUACCAUCGUUAUUUGGCAGAAUUUGCCAUUGGUAAUGACAGAAAGGAAGCAGCGGAGAAUUCUCUGGUGGCAUACAAAGCAGCGAGCGAUAUCGCCAUGACGGAGCUACCGCCAACCCAUCCCAUUCGCCUGGGAUUAGCGCUCAACUUCUCCGUGUUCUAUUACGAGAUCCUCAACAGCCCUGACAGAGCGUGUCGCUUAGCGAAGGCGGCCUUCGACGAUGCGAUCGCCGAACUGGACACGCUAUCUGAGGAGAGCUACAAAGAUUCCACCCUCAUAAUGCAACUCCUCAGGGACAACCUCACCUUAUGGACGUCGGAUAUGCAGGGAGACGGUGAAGCUGAACAAAAGGAGCAGCUGCAGGAUGUGGAAGACCAGGACGUAUCGUAACUCUAGCUGUAGUGAGUGUUAUCUUGCGCAUAUAAAACUGAGACACAAGAAAAAACUCUUAAAUAACUCGUAAGCAAAAGAAAAAAAACCAAUUCAGCAGGUGGCAGUUCGGGGUGGGAAGGGGAGAUCUUUAGAAAUUUGCGUGACCCUUAAAAAAAAAAGCACGCACCGUAUGGUUACUUCAAAACAAAGCAGCAGCAACAGCAGUGACAACAAAAUACAACAGCAACAGAAUUAAUAAAUAAAUCAUUCAGUUCAUUCGGUAUAUUACGUACACAUAUAUACGAUUGAGUUACAGAGCACGCAGAAAGUAACGAAACAAAAGGAAACGCACCCGUAAAUAGAGAGACUACAAAGUAUUUAGGAGAAAGGCACUUUUCAAUUGCCCCGUUUUUGCGUAUCGAGAGGAAAUGCCGUGCACUUCGCAUGCGUUCGAUCAAAGUUACGUGCGAACGACGUCGAGAACGUCGAGCCGACGUCGAUGCCGGCGCAAGUCGGUAUCUAGCCUUGGCAAUUCAGAUUUGGUUUCCGUCACAGUGAAUAAGAACGAAUUAUGUGUCUUAUGUUUUGCAAUAAUGGAAGAGGAACAAAAAGGCGUAUAGAUUGCAUGACGUCAUACCGGAAUAUAUUUACAUGUCUUGUCCGUUCUUACAUCUCCACUACCUGGAGUGCUCCUCCUCUAAUCUCUUCCUUUUCGUUCCUCGCUUUUUCUUACCGCGCCUAUUGUAAUUAUUACGGUGUUUGUUAGCGUAUGCGUGUAAAUUGAUUUAUUUUGAUGAUAAUUCGCGCGUAUCUCCUCUCUUUUUCCCCCGUGCUCUCCUCUCUCUCUUUACGGAAAUAACGGCGGCGCCCUCAUUGCCAGUUGUCAAGACGGACCUCGCUUUCGAGCUUGUACCCUGUAAUAAGAUAUGUACUUCCGACAAGAUCCGAUUGUAAUGUUAUAGAUAGCCGAAAAGAAAAAUUUUAAAUGCAUGGAUUCUUGGCAUAGCCGAGCUGAGGAGAAGAGAAUGUGCUUACUUCGAUUGCCCCCUCUCCCCCUCCCCACCCUCUGUACCUCGUCAAAUGCAAUAACGCCUGAUUUUGUGAGCUUUCGUAUGGAGACCGCAUCGCGAGAGUGCUCAGUAACGUGAGCGAGAAGCGGUAAAGCGUAAAUCAUCGAAAUUCUCUAAUGGCGAUCUCUCGAUUUCCAGUCCCUUUACGCAUCUCUUCCGAGGCGAGUGCGUCCCAUCGCGUCAGCUCGAUGAGCAGCGUCGUGAUAAAAAAAAAAGUGAAAAAAAGAAAGAAAGAAGGGGGAAAAAUGAAAAAGAUUACGUUAUCGUAGGUGAGCCUUUUUAGCGCGUUACGUUACUCACAGCAAACAAAGUAACUAUCUAGCUAGUCUGUAAUGUGGUUGUACGUUUUCAUACGCCCGUUGUGUAAACUAAAUAUCGAUUGCUGUGGUAUAAGAAACAGAAUAAAUGACUGUACCCCGACUUUUUCCACCCGCACAUUUACACACGCAAUUUACGCUCUAUAUAUAUAUUAUAAAUAUAUUCAUAUUUCUCUAUCUUCGUCUUUCCCUUCCGGAUGGACGAUAGUCGGAAUCAGUAUUUGUAAUUAUCCAUUCGCCGGUUCAUCGACGAGCCAUUCCAUCGAUUUUUACGUUGAAACAUUCCAUUGUUCUUGUAAUGAGGAGUCAGUCGGGAUUGUAGAGAUUUACACAGUGAAAAGUACCCUUUCUUCAGAUCGAUGAGGUAAGCUUAGCUAGUUACUGACCAUUUUACGCAUUAAACUUAUCUACUUAUUAUAUAGCUAGAACUACCAAAAUCCAUUUAAGCUCACUCAGUUUUCUCGCUGAUAACGUGACGGAGAGGAGACGCCGAGUUUAAACGCAGCAGAGAAGCGAGGCGUUCAACAACAACAACAACAACAAGAAAAAUAUAAUCCGGCGAGAGAGAAACGCGGAUCGCAAUCUCCGCGAGGAAGAACGAAAAAGCAGAAAAUAAUUGGUGUCCAUCGUGCCCCUGUAUUUAGGUAUUGUAACGAUAAAAUUGAUAAUCAUGUUACAAAUUACACGCGUUAUGAAAAAUUAAUUCAAAAUAAUAUCAACCGGCUCUCGUAAAGUAAGUAUAUUUGCGAAAAAAAUGUAAUUGUAAGAACGUAAUAAGUAGGCUAAAGAGAAGGAAAAAAAAACGAAAAAUAAUCUCGACGCGAGGGAUCAUCCCGAGUAACUCGGGUAGGAUCAACUCGAGUAUAUGAUAUGAUCGAGUCGAUUAUAAUCGAGAAGAUUAAAUCGCGCGAAAACUGUGUGCAAGGUAAACAGAGCUCUAAAUUAAGAACUGCGGAGCGAAGCGGAUGUCGUCGUAGGCUGUAAAACGCACGCGCAUAUAUAUAAAUAUAUAAAUAUAUUUCUCAAGUACAUAGCAUGUAUCUGUGCGGCAAAAUGUUUUAAGGAAUUUAGCUACAUAAAAGCAAAGAGAAGAAGCGCGUCAGGUGGCAACGAAUGGUGGUAGCGAUGAUCUCUGAACGCCGAUGAAUCAUUAGCCUGAUCGGGCAAUAUCCGGUUAUACGUUCAUAAAUACGGACAUAAAUCAGAGACCAUAUCAUUUUAAAAACUAUGUAAAUUUAUAACCACCUUUGAAUCUGUUGUCGAUUUUAUUGGUUUUAACGAAAAUUAAAUCACUAUGAAUAAAUAAUAGUGCGAAGCAAUGCUUUUUUCAUCAUCGUUCGGAGGAAUUGAUUUUACAUUCUUGAAUCCGCAUGCGUUCUUAUGCUCUGUGUUACAGUCGAUGCGAAUACACCGGAUACAAUCUUUUUUUCUGUAAAACCACACACAUGAAAGCUACAAAUAAAGUAAUUACGAAUC
Molecule: messenger RNA, 3899 nt
Organism: Solenopsis invicta (red fire ant)
Lineage: Eukaryota; Metazoa; Arthropoda; Insecta; Hymenoptera; Formicidae
Gene: 14-3-3epsilon
Product: 14-3-3 protein epsilon
Exons: 4
Coding region: 284-1054 (256 amino acids)
Biological process (GO): signal transduction
Cellular component (GO): cytoplasm
Source: RefSeq, a predicted model, not a curated record